UGACAGGCACUGAAGCCAGAAGCCGGUCGCAGCUGCAGCUCUCCGCCGCAUCCGCCUCAGACAUGAACAACAACUUGGUGGGAGAUGAAGUCGGGAAACUUUUUGUGGGUGGAUUGGACUGGAGCACCACACAAGAGACACUUAGAAACUACUUCUCACAGUAUGGGGAAGUAGUAGAUUGUGUCAUCAUGAAGGACAAAACUACAAAUCAGUCGCGAGGCUUCGGCUUUGUCAAAUUCAAAGACCCCAAUUGUGUACGGACAGUGCUGGAGACAAAGCCGCAUAAUCUUGAUGGAAGAAAUAUUGACCCGAAGCCAUGCACUCCCAGGGGGAUGCAGCCUGAAAAGACUCGAACCAAAGAGGGCUGGAAGGGCAGCAAAGCAGAUAGCAAUAAAUCAAAGAAGAUAUUUGUAGGUGGAAUCCCCCAUAACUGCGGCGAGCCUGAACUCAGGGACUAUUUCAAUAGAUUUGGAGUGGUCACAGAGGUGGUAAUGAUCUAUGAUGCGGAGAAGCAGAGGCCCCGAGGUUUUGGAUUUAUUACUUUCGAGGCCGAACAAUCAGUGGACCAGGCUGUCAACAUGCAUUUUCACGACAUCAUGGGCAAAAAAGUGGAAGUAAAGAAGGCUGAACCUCGUGACAGCAAAGCUCCUGGCCAGCUUGGCCCUGGCCAGUGGGCACCCAGGGGCAUCUUGACUGCAGCUAAUGGUUGGACAGCACAGCCUGCCCAGGGCUGGCAACAGCCAUACGGGCCACAGGGAGUGUGGGUGUCGACCACUGGCCAGCCCAUAGAUGGCAGCCUUGAAUGUAUUCCGGCCUCCCUCUGCCAUUGGUCAGGCUCGGUUUCAUAUCCCCACCUCCGGGUCAACCUGCAGGACUCACUGCAGAGUCGGCCCUGCGGGUAUGUACCUCCGUUGACUGCAGGCCGGGGGACACCCACACAGCCUCCAUCACCUUUCAACGCAUUCCUGGUCACAUCCCCAGCGGGUGGCUUUGCUGCACCUCAGGGCUACCCUCAACAGGGCUACAGCACAGCACCUCAGUUUGGUUACACUUUCGGCGCACCCCAAGCAGACCAGUAUGCUCCACAAGUUCCUCCUCCGCCCACCACUCCAGGAGCUGCACCUCUGGGCUUUGCCCCCGCCACCACACCAACUCAGGACUUGAGCAAAGCUCCCACCGGGCAGCCCGACUUCCCUUAUAGCCAGUAUGGCUACGGCCAGGACCUGACAGCCUUCGCCCACACCUUCGCGGACCCCAGCCAGCCCACGGCCUCGUAUGGGGCACCGACAGCUCAGCCCACCAACGCCCAGACUGCCAUCAAUGCGUUUGGCCGAGGGCAGAACCACAACGUACAGGGCUUCCACCCGUAUCGACGCUGACGGCCGCCUAUGGCGAUGGGCGCUGUGUAAAGAUGAAAAACAAAAACAACAAAAAAAGAAGAAGUCAGGGAAAUGUUUGUUUUCGCUAAAAAGCAAAACUGGAAUCCUGGAUCCUUCUAUGGGAUGAAUGCACACAGUAUGUGAAAAACAGGAACCUUUACGAAAGCAGGGAUUCCAGUAACUUUUAAAGGGGUGUAUUGAAACCCAGGUUUGUUUUGCCUAAGUUAAGGAAGAUUCAGCAGAAAGAAGCUUUUUCCCCCACGUCCUUCCCCAUGUUUUAUAGUAGAACUAAACUACUUUGCAAUAAUUUUGAUUGUCUGUUCAAACACUAGCACAGAGACUAUAUGUAAAGAGACUUGCAUAUAAAUAUGUAUAUUUAUGGUGGACACAAAUGAAAACAGGGUCUCAAGUUUCCUCAGCUUUAAAUUCUAGGGAAAAAAUGUUUUUAUUUUUCAUUUGGUGAAUUUUGUUUACUUUCUGAGCCUUUAAAGUUUGUUUAAAAUGGAGAUUAUAAUUAUAUAUAUAUAUUAUACACAAACUGUGCAAUUUUUUAAAAAGAGAAUUUUGUACGAUAAAUGUACACUUUGCUUGUUUUUUUAUUUAAAGAUGUAGACUUCCCUCAGGUGGCUGUUUUGGGUGCAUUUUUUGCACUUAUGCAAAAAGAAAAAAGGACAAAUUAUUACAAAAAUAAAUGUUUUAUCGAUACAAUGA
Molecule: messenger RNA, 2090 nt
Organism: Limanda limanda (common dab)
Lineage: Eukaryota; Metazoa; Chordata; Actinopteri; Pleuronectiformes; Pleuronectidae
Gene: dazap1
Product: DAZ associated protein 1
Exons: 13
Coding region: 63-1379 (438 amino acids)
Cellular component (GO): cytoplasm
Molecular function (GO): RNA binding
Source: RefSeq, a predicted model, not a curated record